UCUCCGUCAGUGAAGCCACGAAGGAGCGAGACGAUCAGGAUGGCGGAAUGAUUUCGAGAGAAUGAGACUGCCCAGCUCUGUCCUGGUGUCGGUCUCUCUGUUUACGGCCGAAACCACGGCUGCUAUUUACCUGAGCACCACAUACCGCUCAGCGGGAGAUAAGAUCUGGCAGGGCUUCACCCUGCUCUUCACUCUGGUACCCUGCGUAUUGGUUCAGCUCACCCUCAUCUUCAUCCACCGAGACCUGAGCAGAGACAGGCCGCUGGUACUGUUGCUGCACCUUCUGCAGCUCGGUCCUGUCAUCAGGUGCCUGGAUGCCUUUUGUAUCUAUGGGGGCUCUGGGAAGGUGGAGGAGCCAUAUGUCACCAUUACACGGAAGAAGCAGAUGCCACGGAGUGGCCAAGCUGAGGAGGUGGAGCAUGAAGUGGGGCAAGCUGAGGGCAAGCUGGUUACCCAUAGAGCAGCCUUUGCUCGAACCUCAGUCAUUCAGGCCUUUCUGGGCUCUGCCCCACAACUUACACUGCAGCUCUACAUCUGUGUGCUACAAAGGGAUGUUUCUAUUGGGAGAGGCACCCUGAUGGUCAUCUCACUACUGUCCAUCAUCUAUGGUGCACUGCGGUGUAACAUUCUAGCCAUCAAGAUCCGCUAUGAUGACUACGCAGUGUCAGUGCGCCCAGUAGCAUACGUCUGCAUGUUGUUGUGGCGUAGCUUUGAAAUUGCCACUCGUGUAGCUGUGCUUGUGCUCUUCGGCUCUGUCUUGAAGGCCUGGUUGCUGCCUGUUGUCAUGCUUGGGUUUGUCAUCUUCUUCCUGCAGCCGUGGGCAGCAUUCUGGCACAGUGGUUCUCCAUUUCCUGAGAGUAUUGAGAAGACACUGACACGAGUGGGCACUGCAACUGCACUUGGUAUGCUAACUUUUCUUUACGCCGGCAUCAAUGUUUUCUGCUGGUCGGCUGUGCAACUUAAGCUCGACGACCCCGACUUGAUUGACAAAAGCCAUGGUUGGAAGCGAGCGAUGGCUUACUACUGCUUGCGGUUCAUUGAGAAUGUAGCAUUGAUCUUGCUCUGGUUUACCCAUCGCACUGAUUUUUAUCAGCAGGUGGAUGCCCCAGUGCUUGAACUGUUGUUAUUGCUGGGCUAUGUGCUUGCAGUGUUCUUUAUGCUACUCUUUUAUCAGUGCUGCCACCCUUGUAGGCACCUCUUUUCCUCUAGUCCAGCGCAGGGACUGUACGAGUGCUGUGGAUUACUACGAAUACCUUCUAUGCCCUGCACCCAAACUGGAUGCCAUCAAGACAAAGUGUCCCUGGAAAACUUUGAUUCAGCCAAAGAUUCAGGCCACAGACCACUUUCUACCACAAAAAGAGACAUCAGCAGGAGUCUGUGCUGCGUCCCUGCUGAGUCGAAGAGCAACAGUACAAAUGGAGAGUCGAUAUAGGUGGCUAAUCCAUCACAUUUGUUCCUGUCCCUUCCACUACCAGUGUCAUACUCCCAAAUAUACUGAACAUUCUUUCUGAAUAAACAUUUUUUCUAAUAAAGUGUCCCUUAUGGAUCAAAGUUUAAUAAUAAUGAUUAAUUAAUCAUUUUAUGCUUGGACAAAAAUGUCUUGAAGAAAUGGAUGACUGAAAUCUUUUUUUACAUAUGUUUUCCAGAUUAACCAGUAAGCAUGUUUUUGGCAUGGAUUCCUAAAGUGCUGUUAAUGAAUGCAUGGUCUGUUUAAGGAAAAUGCUGCUUUUGUCAAGUAAAUCUCUGUCUGCCUGUCUGUCUCUCUUUUAUUUUUAGCCUUUUUUGGACAGGAUUUAUUUAACAUAAGGAAUCUAGGUUUCAUCUUAUUUUUUGAAGAAUAACUAAUGAACAUUUUCAUAAAAAUUAUUUUGUCAACUAGUGGCGCUGGGCUGCCACAUUACCAGCAGUUACACCCAAGAAAAAAUAAAUAAUGACCUAAUUAGGGAAUUACUUGUAU
Messenger RNA from Trichomycterus rosablanca, 1957 nucleotides. It is a transcript of the gene xk, whose product is annotated as X-linked Kx blood group (McLeod syndrome). Gene Ontology annotation, cellular component: membrane. The transcript has 3 exons. NCBI's taxonomy places the organism in Eukaryota, Metazoa, Chordata, Actinopteri, Siluriformes, Trichomycteridae. Bases 62 to 1432 code for a protein of 456 amino acids. The record is from RefSeq and is a predicted model, not a curated record.